GCUACACAUUGCAACUCAUAUGUGAAGCUUCACUUGAAAUUCCCAAUUAAUACUAUUACUAAAGUUUUCUCAAGAGUUACCUAAUGUCUAUCGCUGGACAACCAAAACAUGUUCAAGAGAUUUCUGCGGAAGGAAUAGAACCUCCAUCGGAGUUUUUCGUUAAGGAUACUAUUCUUGCUGGAAACUUAGGCUCUGUUUCAUUGAUCCAAAUACCGAUCAUCGAUCUGAAUUUGCUUUUAUUGGAUCCCUAUUCUGAAGCAUACAAGGAUGAAAUCAACAAACUGCUAGAUGCUCUCAGCUCCUGGGGUGUUUUUCAGGUAAUAGGUCAUGGGAUGUCAAGUUCAUAUUUGGAGGAAAUACGUAAUCUCAUCAAGAAAUUCUUUUGUCUAUCAAUUGAAGAGAAGCAAAAAUAUGGCAGAGCUGCUGAUGGAUUUGAAGGAUAUGGAAAUGACCCAAUUUUUGUUGAAGGACAAGUUUUAGAUUGGUGUGAUCGAUUGUUUUUGACAGCAUACCCUCAAGAUCAAAGAAAUCUUCAAUUUUGGCCUCAAAAUCCUCCUAAUUUUAUGAACGUCUUUGAAGAAUAUUGUAAUAAGGUGAUAGUAUUAACAAGAACUUUGCUAAAAAUAUUUGCAAGAUCACAAAACUUGGAGGAUGAUGCUUUCUAUAAAGAGAUUGGAGAAAAAACAUUGGUACAAGCUAGAUUUAACUUGUACCCUAAAUGUCCAAAACCAGAUAAAAUUUUGGGAGUCAAAGCUCAUGCAGAUGCAUCAAUAAUCACUACUCUUUUGCAAGACAAAGAAGUUGAGGGCCUUCAAGUUUUAAAAGAUGGUAAAUGGUAUGGAGUUCCUACAAUACUCCAUGCUUUACUAAUCAACGUUGGCGAUCAACUCGAGAUAAUGAGUAAUGGAAUUUUCAAGAGCCCAAUUCAUAGGGUGGCAGCAAAUUCAGAACAAGAAAGGAUAAGUUUAGCAGUGUUCUAUUUCCCAGAUUAUGAAAAAGAGAUAGAGCCCCUCCAAGGUUUAAUAAAUUCACAAAGGCCCCAAAUGUUUAGAAAAGUUAAAAACUAUCCUUCUAUUAGUUUCAAGUCCUUCCAUAGUGGUCAAAUAGCCAUUGACACUCUUAGAAUUUCACCUUCUCAAUGAAAGUUUUCAACAAAUUUCCCCUAAUUAUAUGUAGAUUCCAACUUGAUUAUUGGAUUGAAAA
This is a messenger RNA of Solanum pennellii, 1203 nucleotides long. Its product is annotated as protein SRG1-like. The transcript is spliced from 4 exons. The coding region runs from base 84 to 1142 and encodes 352 amino acids. NCBI's taxonomy places the organism in Eukaryota, Viridiplantae, Streptophyta, Magnoliopsida, Solanales, Solanaceae. The record is from RefSeq and is a predicted model, not a curated record.